AUGUCGCUCGAUGCGGGACAAUUUACUCUUUUUGGAAUCCCUGAGGGAUUUUCGUCUGAUCCUGUUUUCUCUGACACCGAUAGUCCGAGUGAUGAAGAACCAAACCCUAGUUCAAGCCUAUCAAAUGAAAAAUGUGCUGAAAAGGUGUUUGUUUUCUGUGAAAAGGUUUUGAAAAUAGAUAACCCAAAAUCCCGUAUUAAUAUAAUCAGAGCGCACAGAAUUGGCAAGUUUACCAGUGGAAAAACAAGACCUAUUGUUGCCAAGUUUGACAAUGAUUCAAAAUUUUUGAUUAAAGAUGCGCUUAAAGGUGCUAAACUACAGAUGACUCCGUACAAUGUGACUGAUCAGUACCCGCAAGAAAUUAAGGAUAGACGCAAAGAACUCAUCCCCGUGAUGUUAGAGGCUAGAAAGGCAGUAUUAGAAAAUAAUGAAUUUGACAGUAUGACCUAUAACCUCCCUGUUAGAUUUUCUAUGGACAAGACUGUAAAUUACUCGGGCAAUAAGUUAUUAGAUAUAUGUUUAUGUAGUGACUUAAAAAUCGUUAACGGCCGUAUUGGUGAUGAUGCGGGUGUAGGCAGUUAUACGUUUAUGUCAAACGUUGGGUCCACAGAUACGUUUAGUCAUGUAGGUGGAACUUGGACCUCAUUUGUUUGCCUGGAGAUGACAAAGGUCACAGACAAUUCGUAUUAUUAUUACCAAAAACAUGACCAACUUGAUUCUGGCGGAAGCGGAGACGAGCGUGUCAAAUCAGAUACUGACGGUACCAUUACCGGAAAGUCAAAUAUAUGUGGUUCAACUGCUGUACCAACUGCUGAAUUUCAUUUCAUGGUCAAAUCAGGGUCGGAAUCAGCAUCAAAUCAAUAUUGUUCCCCUUCUCUCCUGGCUAAGAUGGACUACACACUUGAUACGCUAGGUGUGGAAACUUGUGCCGGCACGGUUGAUUACUGGGACGUUUGUACUAACAGAACAACAAUGACAUUUAAUUAUACUACAUGUCCAUCUGAGAUGCUUUAUUCAAGUGGUGGAGAAGUUUAUUGUAUGGCUAACCUAACAUCAACAUACGAAUAUACCGUGGUCUAUAAUACGGACGCCUCACCGACAUACAGAUUUGCAUGUAUUGUUUCGAACAGUGCAGGAACGGAGGCGUCAAUAGUGUAUAAGAAUUGUACAAUAGAUCAGACACCGACAACUAAUGCUAAACAACAUGAUGGAACAAACAUUGGUGCUCUUGUCACUAUGGAAGCGAAAG
Molecule: messenger RNA, 1249 nt
Organism: Ruditapes philippinarum (Manila clam)
Lineage: Eukaryota; Metazoa; Mollusca; Bivalvia; Venerida; Veneridae
Exons: 7
Source: RefSeq, a predicted model, not a curated record